Oncorhynchus kisutch (coho salmon) is the source of this 2588-nucleotide messenger RNA. RefSeq names its product nucleoredoxin. The transcript is spliced from 8 exons. Gene Ontology annotation, biological process: negative regulation of protein ubiquitination; negative regulation of Wnt signaling pathway. The coding region runs from base 195 to 1451 and encodes 418 amino acids. NCBI's taxonomy places the organism in Eukaryota, Metazoa, Chordata, Actinopteri, Salmoniformes, Salmonidae. The record is from RefSeq and is a predicted model, not a curated record. Gene Ontology annotation, molecular function: thioredoxin-disulfide reductase (NADPH) activity. Gene Ontology annotation, cellular component: nucleus.
ACCACACAUUGGAGCGACUGAGCUGAGUGGAUGAUAUCUGUAGUUGUGCACACAUUUGACCAUAGGCUAUAUAACGAAUUGGGGCUCUCUCCAAGGAAGCUAAAUUGGAGGACGAGGGCGUGUUGGUUUUCUUUUUCUGCAGUAUUGGUAAGAGAACGGAAUAUAUUAGGGUCUGUUUCAAGGACUCGAGCAGCAUGUCGGAGUUACUGGUGAAUCUACUCGGGGAGCGGCUCGUCAACAGCGAGAAAGCCGAGGUGGAUGUACAGGCGCUGGGCAGCAAGCUGUCCCUGGUCGGGCUCUACUUCGGCUGCAGUUUAAACGGUCCCUGUAAGCAGUUCAACGCCAGUCUGUGUGAGUUUUAUAGCAAGUUCAAAAAAUCAUCUGAACAUAAAGACAAAUUGGAAAUCGUCUUCGUCUCAUCUGAUCAGGACCAGAAACAUUGGCAAGACUUUUUACAGGAGAUGCAAUGGCCGGCAUUGCCUUUCAAAGAUAGACACAAAAAGAUGAAGCUGUGGAACAAGUACAAGGUGACCAGUAUUCCCUCGCUGGUGUUUGUGGAUGCAGCCACAGGGAAGGUGUUGUGUCGGAACGGACUACUGGUGGUGAGAGAUGACCCCAAAGGCCUGGAGUUCCCCUGGGGGCCCAAGCCCUUUGCAGAGGUGGUGGCCGGCCCUCUGCUCAGGAACAACAGGCAGACGACAGACAUCAGCUCAUUGGAGGGCCACUAUGUGGGAGUGUACUUCUCAGCACACUGGUGCCCUCCAUGCCGCAGUCUGACUCGGGUGCUGGUAGAAUCAUAUCGCACUGUGAAGGAAUCGGGUCAGAAGUUUGAGAUGGUGUUCGUCAGCGCUGACAGGUCGGAGGAGUCCUUUCAGCAGUACUUCAGUGAGAUGCCUUGGUUGGCAGUCCCAUACUCAGACGAGGCCCGACGAUCACGACUCAACAGACUCUUCGGAAUACAAGGUAUUCCCACCCUUAUUCUGCUGGACACGGAAGGUCACAUGAUCACGCGACAGGGCCGUGUGGAGGUGCUGAAUGACCCAGAGUGUCGGCUCUUCCCCUGGCACCCCAGGCCCGUACUGGAGCUCAGCGAGUCCAACGCCGUGCAGCUCCACGAGGGGCCCUGCCUCGUGCUCUUUGUGGAUGCGGAGGAGGAGGGAGAGCUGGAGCCGGCGAAGGAGCUGAUCCAGCCAAUCGCAGAGAAGAUCAUGGCUAAGUACAAAGCCAAGGAGGAGGAGACACCACUGCUCUUCUUCGUGGCUGGAGAGGAUGACAUGAGUGACUCCCUGCGUGACUACACCAACCUCCCAGAGGCAGCACCCCUGCUCACCAUCCUGGACAUGUCUGCCCGGGCCAAGUACGUUAAGGACGUGGAGGAGAUCACACCGGCCGUGGUGGAGACCUUUGUCCAAGACUUCCUGGCUGAGAAGCUCAAACCAGAGCCCAUUUAGAGAGCACACCUAGCCUGUGUCCCAAAUGGCAUCCUAUUCCCUAUAUAGUGCACUACUUUUGAAAAGAAAUGCACUAUAUAGGGGACAGGGUGCCAUUUGGGGGACACACCAAGAAACCUACGGGACCGAAACCCAUAACCUCCAUCAAACCCUGACCUCCCAGUUACCACCACCAGCCUCCUCUUCCCCCCUUUCUGUCAGAGGAAGUUCUCACUUUUUACAGACAUUACUUUUUUUUUUUUUAUAUGUCUUUCUCUCAUGGAGUCUUCUCCUUCUCCUGUGGUGCCUUGCAUUGACUACAGCCCCUACAGUAAUAUGGAGAUUCUGUUGCUUUUUGGCUUCCAAUAGCUUUUUUAAAAUCAGUUUCAUUAUUAGCAUUUCUUGAAACUAGAAGAAACCACACAAUGUUGACCCAAUGGACUUGACAUGUCACAAUGUCUCUUUAUUACCUUUGCUGAACCCACAUUGCUUUUGUUUUCCAAAAUGUGCUGAGAAAGAAUAAAAAUGACUGCAACAAAUUUUCUAAGUUCUAUAGUUGUAAUUUACAAAUAUGCAGUGCAGAAAAUGUCCUGAACUUCAGUUUAAUGUAACUGUCUUAUUGUUCUGUUUUAAAGGUGCUGCAUAAAAGUUAAGAUUUCCCUGGUUUAAAAGGUCUGUUCUGUAUUUGGCUUUGUGUGUCAUGGGAUUUCAAAUACUAUUCACUUGUCUUGUUCUACAAUGAAGUGAGUGAUAGUCAGCUCUACCCAAUUGUUAAGUUUCCAUCUCAACCACCAUGACAUUUAAGAGGAUUUUCUGUGAAGAUCCCAUCUAUUGAAAAGGCCAGAUAUUUUUGAAGGCACAAAAAUGGCAUUAAAAUCGACCUUAGCAACUAAGUGUUGUAAGUAUGAAUUCACAUUUGUCACUCCCUGGUUGUCUCUAGUUAUGACUUCACAGCCAUUAAAAUUCACUGUUAAGCACAAUUGUCUUAUGUUGUCAACUUCCUCUAUCCAUGAGGCCAGUUUCAUUCCAUUGGGAGCAAAUGUAUUUUAGACAGUAUUAGCUUGGUAUCACUUCUACAUGUGUGCAUUAUUUAUAUAUAAUGACUCCAGAAAUGUAGUUUCCAUUUAUAUUUCUAAUUUUAAAAAACAAAAUCAAGUG